AUGGUGAGCGAGAGUCAUCACGAGGCGCUGGCCGCCCCGCCAGUCACUACCGUUGCAACAGUUCUCCCACAUAACGCCACAGAGCCGGCCGGUCCCGGGGAAGGAAAGGAAGAUGCCUUUUCUAAGCUGAAGGAGAAGUUUAUGAAUGAGCUGCAUAAAAUUCCACUGCCACCAUGGGCCUUAAUCGCCAUAGCCAUAGUUGCUGUCCUUUUAGUCCUGACCUGCUGCUUUUGUAUCUGUAAGAAAUGUUUGUUCAAAAAGAAAAACAAGAAGAAGGGAAAAGAGAAGGGAGGGAAGAAUGCCAUUAACAUGAAAGAUGUGAAAGACUUAGGGAAGACCAUGAAAGAUCAGGCUCUAAAGGACGAUGAUGCUGAAACAGGAUUGACUGAUGGGGAAGAAAAAGAAGAACCCAAAGAAGAGGAGAAAUUGGGGAAACUUCAAUAUUCACUGGAUUAUGAUUUCCAGAAUAACCAGCUGCUGGUAGGGAUUAUCCAGGCUGCUGAGCUGCCCGCCUUAGACAUGGGGGGCACAUCGGAUCCCUAUGUGAAAGUGUUUCUGCUACCUGAUAAAAAGAAGAAAUUUGAGACAAAAGUCCACCGAAAGACCCUUAAUCCUGUCUUCAAUGAGCAAUUUACUUUCAAGGUGCCCUACUCAGAAUUGGGUGGCAAGACCCUGGUGAUGGCCGUGUAUGAUUUUGAUCGUUUCUCCAAGCAUGACAUCAUUGGGGAAUUUAAAGUCCCCAUGAACACAGUGGAUUUCGGUCAUGUAACUGAGGAGUGGCGUGAUCUGCAAAGUGCUGAGAAGGAAGAGCAAGAGAAAUUGGGUGAUAUUUGCUUCUCCCUUCGCUACGUACCAACUGCCGGCAAGCUGACUGUUGUCAUUCUGGAGGCAAAGAACCUGAAGAAGAUGGACGUGGGUGGCUUAUCUGAUCCUUAUGUGAAGAUCCAUCUGAUGCAGAAUGGCAAGAGGCUGAAGAAGAAAAAGACAACAAUUAAAAAGAACACACUUAACCCCUACUAUAAUGAGUCCUUCAGCUUUGAAGUACCCUUUGAGCAAAUCCAGAAAGUGCAAGUGGUGGUAACUGUUUUGGACUAUGACAAGAUUGGCAAGAACGAUGCCAUCGGCAAGGUCUUUGUGGGCUACAACAGCACUGGGGCGGAGCUGCGACACUGGUCAGACAUGCUGGCCAACCCCAGGCGACCCAUCGCCCAGUGGCACACCCUCCAGGUAGAGGAGGAAGUUGAUGCUAUGCUGGCAGUCAAGAAGUAGAGGAAAGAAGCCUUUCUGCGUUUGCCCACAUAGUGCUCUUUAGCCAGAAUCUGUAAAUACCUCAGUAAUAUGGGUCCUUUCAUCUAUCCAGCCAUGCAUUCCUAACACAAUUCAGUGGUACUCCAAAUCCUGUUUUAAUUUGCACAGAUUUAAACGUAGAGAGCCCCUAAGUCCUCCAUCAUGCCACUGCCCUCCAAAUCUACUCUUCUUUUAAGCAAUAUGAUGUGUAGAUAGAGCAUGACUGCAAUUAUUUAUUGUAUCACACUGUUGUAUAUACCAGUAUGCUAAAGAUUUAUUUCUAGUUUGUGUAUUUGUAUGUCGUAAGCGUUUCCUAAUCUGUGUAUAUCUAGAUGUUUUUAAUAAGAUGUUCUAUUUUAAAUCAUGUAAAUUGACUGAGAUAGAGGAGAGCUGAUAAUAUAUUAUACGGUAAAUAGAGUAUUAUCUGCAUUCCAGCAAAAAUACCAACUCGUAAGGCACUAG
Neomonachus schauinslandi (Hawaiian monk seal) is the source of this 1749-nucleotide messenger RNA. RefSeq names its product synaptotagmin 1 (gene SYT1). Gene Ontology annotation, cellular component: dense core granule; synaptic vesicle membrane; axon. The record is from RefSeq and is a predicted model, not a curated record. Lineage: Eukaryota; Metazoa; Chordata; Mammalia; Carnivora; Phocidae. The transcript has 8 exons. The coding region runs from base 1 to 1269 and encodes 422 amino acids. Gene Ontology annotation, biological process: calcium ion-regulated exocytosis of neurotransmitter; synaptic vesicle endocytosis; cellular response to calcium ion. Gene Ontology annotation, molecular function: phosphatidylserine binding; calcium-dependent phospholipid binding; clathrin binding.